AUGUUUAGGUUACCUAUUGUUUCUAACUCUUUAAGGGUUUCUCUUAAGAAUGGUAAUGGAGCUAUUAGAUGUUUAAGUUAUACGAAUCGUUUGAGCAAUGAAAAAAUAUCACAGACUAAACAAGAUACAAGUUCAAGUUCAAGUUCAAGUUCAAGUUCAAGUUCAAGUUCAAUUCCGAAUCCAAAUUUUACUCAUUUUGGUUCCAAGACCGUUGCAAAAGAUGAUAAAGAGAAAUUGGUUGCUGGUGUUUUCUCUUCUGUGGCUACCAAAUACGAUUUGAUGAAUGAUUUGAUGUCAUUGGGUAUCCAUAGAUUGUGGAAAGAUCAUUUUAUUAAUAAACUAGAUGCUGGUAAAAGACCAAAUUCUAGUGAACCUUUGAAUUUUAUCGAUGUCGCUGGUGGUUCUGGUGAUAUCGCAUUUGGUUUACUUGACCAUGCUGAAACUAAAUUCCACGAUACCGAGUCUACAAUGCAUAUCGUAGAUAUUAAUCCAGAUAUGUUGAAAGAAGGUGAAAAGAGAGCAAUGAACCAGAACAAGUACUUCAAUGACCCAAGAGUUCAAUUCUUGGUACAGAAUGGUGAAACUUUGGAUAAAAUUGAAUCAAACUCAAAAGAUAUCUAUACCGUCUCCUUUGGUAUUAGAAAUUUUACUGAUAUUCAAGCUGGUUUAAACACUGCUUACAGAGUGUUGAAACCAGGUGGUAUCUUUUACUGUUUGGAAUUUUCAAAAAUUCAAAACGAAGUGGUAGACCUAGGUUAUCAACAAUGGGCUAAAUUUUUGCCUGUUUUAGGUUCAAUUGUAGCUAACGAUUAUAAUUCUUAUCAAUAUUUAGUAGAAUCUAUUGAAAGAUUCCCUGAUCAAGAAACCUUCAAGUCAAUGAUAGAAAAAGCAGGUUUCCAAUCCGUUGGUUAUGAAAGUCUAACUUUUGGUGUAUGCGCCAUCCAUUGGGGUAUUAAGGUUUGA
Messenger RNA from Vanderwaltozyma polyspora DSM 70294, 963 nucleotides. RefSeq names its product 2-hexaprenyl-6-methoxy-1,4-benzoquinone methyltransferase (gene COQ5). The transcript has a single exon. The coding region runs from base 1 to 963 and encodes 320 amino acids. Gene Ontology annotation, molecular function: methyltransferase activity. The record is from RefSeq and is a predicted model, not a curated record. Gene Ontology annotation, biological process: ubiquinone biosynthetic process. NCBI's taxonomy places the organism in Eukaryota, Fungi, Ascomycota, Saccharomycetes, Saccharomycetales, Saccharomycetaceae.